AUGGCGCCAUCUAUUGAUGAAUUAUCAGUUAGCACUAUUAGAGGUUUGUCUGUUGAUGCUGUGAAUGCGGCACAAUCUGGUCAUCCCGGGGCUCCCUUAGGAUUGGCACCAGCAGCUCAUGCCGUAUGGAGAAAGAUGAGAUUCAACCCUUCAGAUCCAAAGUGGUUUAACAGAGAUAGAUUUGUCUUAUCCAAUGGUCAUGCAUGUGCCUUGUUGUAUUCAUUAUUGGUUUUAUACAAGUACGAGUUAACAGUAGAAGAUUUGAAGCAAUUUAGACAAUUGCACUCCAAGACUCCAGGUCACCCAGAAAGACUCGAUACUCCAGGCGUCGAAGUUACAACUGGUCCCUUGGGUCAGGGUAUUUCAAAUGCUGUUGGUAUGGCAAUUGCUCAAAAACAAUUUGCUGCUACGUAUAACAAGCCGGAUUUCCCAAUUUCCGACUCUAAGGUGUUUUGUUUCCUUGGUGACGGUUGUUUGAUGGAGGGUGUUUCUUCAGAAGCUUCGUCACUCGCUGGUCAUUUGCAAUUGGAUAACUUGAUUGCAUUUUGGGAUGAUAAUAGAAUUUCAAUUGAUGGUGAUACUGCUUGUGCAUUCACCGAAAAUGUUCCUGAGAGAUACAAGGCUUAUGGAUGGCACAUUUUAGAAGUUCAAGAUGCUAAUACCGAUAUUCAAGCUAUUUCCGAUGCUGUUGAUGAAGCUCUUAAGAUCAAGAACAAGCCAGUUUUGAUUAGAUUGGUAACUACAAUUGGUUACGGUUCAUUGGCUCAAGGUACUCAUGGUGUUCAUGGUGCUCCAUUGAAGGCAGACGAUUUAAAACAAUUGAAAAGAUCAUGGGGUUUUGAUGAAAAUUCAAACUUUUACAUCCCCAAUGAGGUUAGCGAUUACUUUGCUGAAAAAGUUGAGUCAAACAAAAAGGAACAGCAAGCUUGGGAAAAAUUAUUCUCAGAAUAUAAAGAAAAGUAUCCAAAGGAAGGUGCUGAAGUUCAAAGAAGAUUGGAAGGUAAAUUCCCAGAGGGAUGGAAAGACAAUAUUCCUAGUUUCACUGCCAAGGACAAAGCUAUCGCUACCAGAAAAUUAUCGGAAGGUGUUUUGGACUAUUUAUAUGGUGUUAUUCCAGAAUUGAUUGGAGGUUCUGCCGACUUGACUGGUUCCAACUUGACUAGACCAGAAGCAUCUACUGAUUUCCAACCUCCUUCAACAGGUUUGGGUAACUACAGUGGUAGAUACAUUAGAUAUGGUGUUAGAGAACACGGAAUGGGUGCUAUCAUGAACGGUAUCGAUACGUUUGGUGCCCACUACAGAACCUAUGGUGGUACCUUUUUGAACUUUGUUUCAUAUGCAGCCGGUGCUUUGAGAUUAUCAGCAUUGUCUCAUCAGGGUGUCAUUUGGGUUGCUACACAUGAUUCUAUUGGUUUAGGUGAAGAUGGUCCAACACAUCAACCUAUUGAAACUUUAGCUCACUUUAGAGCUAUUCCAAAUUUGUCAGUUUGGAGACCCGCUGAUGGUAACGAAGUUUCUGCUGCUUAUAUUGCCGCAAUCGAAGGUACUGACCAUCCAUCAGUUCUUGCGUUAACCAGACAAAACUUGCCACAAUUGGAACACUCCAGUAUUGAAAAUGCUUUGAAAGGUGGAUACUCUAUAUGGCCAGCUGAAAAACCUGAUCUUAUUAUUGUUUCAUCUGGUUCUGAAGUUUCAACCUCAAUUGAUGCAGCCAAAUUGUUAGCUGAAAAGAAGGUUUCUGUUGCAGUUGUUUCAAUUGUUGAUUUCUUCACAUUUGAUAAACAACCUUUGGAGUACAGAUUGAAGCUUUUACCAGAUGGUGUACCAAUUUUAUCUGUUGAAGUCUUGUCAACAUUUGGAUGGUCCAAAUACUCUCACGAACAAUUUGGAUUAAACAGAUUUGGUGCUUCCGGUAAAGCUGCUGAUUUAUUCAAAUUCUUUGAGUUUACACCCGAGGGAAUUGCAAAGAGAGCUGAAAAAACUAUUGAAUUUUACAAAGGCAAAAAGGUUCUUUCACCUUUACACUCUGCCUUUGAAGAGUUGAAAUAA
Molecule: messenger RNA, 2049 nt
Organism: Lodderomyces oxycetoniae
Lineage: Eukaryota; Fungi; Ascomycota; Pichiomycetes; Serinales; Debaryomycetaceae
Gene: TKL1
Product: transketolase
Exons: 1
Coding region: 1-2049 (682 amino acids)
Biological process (GO): pentose-phosphate shunt
Cellular component (GO): nucleus; cytosol
Molecular function (GO): transketolase activity
Source: RefSeq, a predicted model, not a curated record